AUGGUGUUCCUCAUACUCUCAUAUCUCCCUGUUAUAUCACUUCUACGCUGCAAAUCAGUCUGCAAAACCUGGCUAUCCAUCAUAAAUAGCCCACAGUUUGUUGAAGCCCACCUGGCUAAUUCCAAGAACAAACAAGCAUCUGUGCUCAAAGCCUCUGAUGCUUGGAGGGUUUUGUCCAUGGACAGUGUUGAAGAAUCAGUUCAGCUUAAACAGCCAUCACGUCUUGAGUGUAAGUUUGGUUACAUGCGUUCUUGUAACGGUUUUGUUUGUCUUUCUAGUGAAAAUUGUGAUAGUAUAUGUAUUUGGAAUCCUUGUACUAGACAGUAUAAGAUGGUUUCUCUCCCCAACUAUGCAAAUCGUGUCUUCACUUGUCUAGGGUUUGGGUUUGAUUCUGUUGGAAACGACUACAAGGUUCUUAGGCUUGUAAGAAAGGUUGACAAUGACCUACGAGGUUUUGUCGUUCGCAUCUAUAAACCAGAAGCAUUCUUUGGGAAGUUGUAUUUGGAAAGUGAGGCUGGGCUAUUGCCGUUUGAUUUGCGAAACGAUGUGUUUAGAGAAAUUGUGGUGUUACCGUUUCCCAUUUACGGGCAACAGAAAAGGAAUAAGAAGUUUGAAAUUUUGGAUCUUGAAGGUUCUGUUGGUAUGCUAUAUGAAUCUGCCGGGGAUGAAUCAGUUGUUAGUCUUUGGAUAUUAGAUGAUGCUGGCUUGUGGAUUAAAAAGUUCAAUCUUGAAAUGAAUCUGGAGUUGGAUCACAUGUAUCUUUAUUUGGGUGCUGAACAGUAUCUUGGCCUCAAUUUGUUUUUUGGAUACAAAUUUUACAACUGCAGAAAGAAAACGACUAAGGAACUUCCUUUCCCCGCUCAUCUCACUGAUGUCGAGUCAGUUGCCAAGUUCACUGAGAGCCUCGUCUCCCUUGAGGGGUUUGAAUCGCAAGAGUGA
This is a messenger RNA of Daucus carota subsp. sativus, 939 nucleotides long. RefSeq names its product putative F-box protein At3g16210. The record is from RefSeq and is a predicted model, not a curated record. Bases 1 to 939 code for a protein of 312 amino acids. Gene Ontology annotation, molecular function: protein binding. NCBI's taxonomy places the organism in Eukaryota, Viridiplantae, Streptophyta, Magnoliopsida, Apiales, Apiaceae. The transcript is spliced from 2 exons.